Molecule: messenger RNA, 363 nt
Organism: Effrenium voratum
Lineage: Eukaryota; Dinophyceae; Suessiales; Symbiodiniaceae
Source: the annotation of a GenBank genome assembly
UUCAACAUGCCCCUGUUGCGUCCUGGCAUUGAUGUGGCGGUGCACACGGAGUGCCGGAUGCUGUCUACAGCGGCCGGGUUGGACUUCAAGCAGCACAUCAUUCUGGUGCAGGCCCGGGGGGACUGGGUCGCCGCUCUUCGGCUGUGGCAGUCGUGGGGAUGGAAUGCGCGUGGUUUGGAGCGGGAUGAUGACUUCGCCUUCAUGUUCCUGUCUGAGGAGGACGCCUAUGCCGAGGGGGGCGCAGCGCUGGCCGAAGCAUGGCUGGAAGUGGCCGGCCAGGCAUACGAGCGGCUGAUGCCGGCGGCUGUAGCAGUGGCGGAGGGACCGCCGGUGGGCCGCAUGCUGGCCCUCAAUCCCUGCUGG